Messenger RNA from Brassica oleracea var. oleracea, 852 nucleotides. Its product is annotated as thiol protease SEN102-like. Gene Ontology annotation, cellular component: lysosome. Bases 1 to 852 code for a protein of 283 amino acids. Lineage: Eukaryota; Viridiplantae; Streptophyta; Magnoliopsida; Brassicales; Brassicaceae. The transcript is spliced from 3 exons. The record is from RefSeq and is a predicted model, not a curated record. Gene Ontology annotation, molecular function: cysteine-type endopeptidase activity.
AUGGAACAGAACGAGGCGAGUUUACAAGCAGCUACUGCUCAACAGCCAGUAUCAGUAGGAAUAGAUGCUGAUGGUUUUAUCUUUCAGCUCUACUCUUCUGGUGUAUUCACAUGCUUCUGUGGAAACCAUCUUAACCAUGGAGUGACUAUUGUUGGAUAUGGAGAAGAAGAUGGUCAAAAGUUUGGCAUUGAGUCUAGUGAUACAUCAUUUAACACUAACAUUGAAGAUUCACUCUAUACUACUAAAUCAAAACACAUGGAACAGAACGAGGCGAGUUUACAAGCAGCUACUGCUCAACAGCCAGUAUCAGUAGGAAUAGAUGCUGAUGGUUUUAUCUUUCAGCUCUACUCUUCUGGUGUAUUCACAUGCUUCUAUGGAAACCAUCUUAACCAUGGAGUGACUAUUGUUGGAUAUGGAGAAGAAGAUGGUCAAAAGUACUGGAUUGUAAAGAAUUCGUGGGGAACUGGUUGGGGUGAACAGGGGUAUGUAAGGAUGGAACGUGGUUAUAGUGAAGAGACGGGUAAGUGUGGUAUUGAUAUGCUUGCAAGCUAUCCCACAAAGUUUGGCAUUGAGUCUAGUGAUACAUCAUUUAACACUAACAUUGAAGAUUCACUCUAUACUACUAAAUCAAAACACAUGGAACAGAACGAGGCGAGUUUACAAGCAGCUACUGCUCAACAGCCAGUAUCAGUAGGAAUAGAUGCUGAUGGUUUUAUCUUUCAGCUCUACUCUUCUGGUGUAUUCACAUGCUUCUGUGGAAACCAUCUUAACCAUGGAGUGACUAUUGUUGGAUAUGGAGAAGAAGAUGGUCAAAAGUACUGGAUUGUAAAGAAUUCGUGGGGAACUGGUUGA